This is a messenger RNA of Diabrotica balteata, 1477 nucleotides long. Lineage: Eukaryota; Metazoa; Arthropoda; Insecta; Coleoptera; Chrysomelidae. The record is from the annotation of a GenBank genome assembly.
CUUAAAACGAUUGGUCUAGAGAAAAGAACAUCCUUUUUAAUGGCGGACACAUCGUUCGCUUGAUGUGUGUGUGAGCUACUGUAAAUAAUUUAUAGAAUAAGAAAAAAUGUCAUUAUCAACCGCUCGCCCAUUAGUGAGCGUAUACAAUGAGAAGUCGGAGGAAGUAAAGGGUUCAAAUAUUUCACUUCCAGCAGUGUUUAAGGCCCCAAUCAGACCCGAUGUAGUAAACUUCGUUCACCAACAGGUUUCUAUGAACCAUCGUCAACCCUACAGCGUUAGUGACAAAGCUGGACAUCAAACAUCUGCGGAAUCAUGGGGUACUGGACGUGCUGUUGCUCGUAUUCCCCGUGUAAGAGGAGGUGGUACUCACCGUUCUGGUCAGGGAGCUUUUGGUAACAUGUGUCGCGGUGGACGCAUGUUUGCCCCAACCAAGCCAUGGCGCCGCUGGCACAGACGCGUGAACAUCAAUCAACGCCGUUACGCUUUGGCGUCUGCUGUAGCUGCUAGUGGCGUACCAGCCUUAGUUAUGAGCAAAGGACAUGUCAUUGACCAAAUCCCUGAAUUGCCAUUGGUUGUCAGUGACAAGGUACAAGAAAUGAACAAAACUAAACAGGCUGUUCAGUUCUUGAGAAGAAUCAAAGCAUGGGCUGACAUUCAAAAGGUUUACAAGAGUCAACGUUUCCGUGCUGGUAAGGGAAAAAUGCGUAAUAGGAGACGCAUCCAACGUAAAGGACCAUUGGUUGUUUACUACAAAGAUCAAGGUCUUCGUCGUGCUUUCCGUAACAUCCCAGGCAUUGACCUCAUUAGCGUACAGAAGUUAAACUUGUUGAAACUUGCCCCUGGUGGUCAUGUGGGUCGCUUCGUUAUUUGGACUGAAUCUGCUUUCCAACGGUUAGAUAAAUUGUUCGGCACAUGGAAAACACCAUCAUUGGAAAAGAAGGGUUACAAUCUACCCCAACCUAAAAUGGCAAAUACUGAUCUAUCAAGAUUGUUGAAGGCUGAUGAAAUCAAAGCUGUAUUACGUGCUCCUCAAAAGAAGGUUGUACGUCGUGUACGUCGUCUCAAUCCAUUGACCAACGCCAAGGCUAUGCUUAAAUUGAAUCCAUAUGCUGCUGUACUCAAACGUGAAGCCAUUUUGAAGAAUCAAAAGAGACAGUUAAACAGGGAAGAACUUUUGGCCAAGAAACGUGGUAUUACCUUGAGUGCUGACAACGUCGUGAUUAGAUCCAGAAAAUUGCAAGAAAGGAGAAGGGCACAAAUCUUGAAGGACAAGAAAUCAAAACCUAAGAAGGUCAAGAAGGCUCCAGCUAAGGCUGCAGGAAAGAAAUAAACGGACUGCUACGGUUUUUGCGUAUUGUUAAGUUUUAUGCAUUUUGACUGUGGUAAUCCGAGUUAUAUAUAAAAUAAAAAUAUAAAAAUUGAUAUACUGUGUUAGUUUUUUUUUUAUCUGUGUGAAAAAAUAAAAAUAUUUUACUUU